Messenger RNA from Umbelopsis ramanniana AG, 1587 nucleotides. RefSeq lists its product as uncharacterized. Lineage: Eukaryota; Fungi; Mucoromycota; Umbelopsidomycetes; Umbelopsidales; Umbelopsidaceae. Bases 1 to 1587 code for a protein of 528 amino acids. The transcript is spliced from 4 exons. The record is from RefSeq and is a predicted model, not a curated record.
AUGUCGACUCAAAAUAAGGCAGCUGACGGUGGUGAUGCUCCGGAGCACCGUCGACCUAGCAUAAGCUACCUUUAUUCUGCUCAGCCUAGCACCAUCCAGCCCGAUCCCACUGCCCCAUCUACAAAUAAAAUAAUCCUAGACUAUCUUCUCUUUCUGUCGAUACAAUCACGACUGCAGCAGGCUGCUCUGGAAUUGGAUGAGCUUACAUCUCCGCUGCAGGAACAAGACGAAAAUGAGCCAGAGCAUAUUAAACGACGAACUACUAAAUGGCGUGAUACUGCUUCGAGAGCAGAAAGAGAUAAGAACGCUGUGGAGUCUAUCGUUGCAGGUGUUCUAUCAGACCAUCGCAAGAGAACACCGUCUUCAAUAUCCAAAAACCCGCAACUAGAACAGCGCUUGCAUUUAUGCCAACUGACGAAUUUAGUGUUUGGAAGAUUCGAUCCUGCUCCAAACAGCAUACAUCCCUCCGAACACACUGUAUCAACCCGUAUCCGCAAGCACUCGGAACAAAUUGUAUCGACCAUCAAUAGCGAUGACCAAGACGAAUCACAUGAUAUUAAACUUAGAAGAGAAUUUUUUGCAAAACCAAUAGAACCACCAUGCUGCCGUCGUCAUCGAAAGAGCCACUGCGUGCUUUGUCAAAUCCCCACAGAACCCAAAAAACGAACACAAAAGCCGGUCACUCCACCCUCCACACAACUGCCAACUGCCCAUUGUCUUGGCUUAAUUGAUGCGAUACCUGCGUUUCUCAAAACGAGUGCAGACUGGCUUCGGAUGGCGUUGGAAUCGGCUAGUAACACAAACAGUCCUGCACAACCUAUGACUUUUGCCGGUGAACGAGUCAUGGGAGGAGGAAUGCCACCCAAGUGGUACGAUUUGUUUCUAGAGUUUUUAACGCAAGCUGUUAUCGAGAGCUAUCUAUGUGACUCUCACAUUGGACUCCAAUACAUCUUUGAAGCGUUUUCAUACGGUGAUGUCGAAGAAGAUGACAAAGAGGAUGACGAAAAAGAUGAGGACGAUGAAAAAGAUGAGGAUGAUGAAGAUGAGGAGUCAACUCCGGAUCCAUCAGACCAAACCGACCAAGAAAAUGACGAAGAGGAUGAAGAAGAACUAUGGGGUGUACGAGCUGAAGAUCACUUUCUGCUGUUCCCCAAGACCAGAACCAUCUUUUUGUUUUCACAACAACUUCGAGAAAGAGAGAAAGAGCUUCUACUCGUUAAUGGAGAUUUAAAGAUGCACUUUACUGAGCUUGCGGAGCGAUACCCGUUGGUUGAGUUUGAGAAGAGCAUGACUGAUUUUAUUCGAAUGGUGUUAAACUCUAUGGAUACUCCAAAAUUGGAUAAGUACGAAGGUUCGUCGACUAGCCUGCAAAAAGAGACGGCUGUCGAAAACAAGACCUUGGAUGCUUCCGCUAAGCUGCCAAUAGUUUACCAAUUUCCCGGUGAUGGUGCUCUUUUAAUGCCAGAAGUUCCUGAUGAAGUACACGGAUCCAAAUCCAACAGCGCCGCAAGCGCUGAUGAUGCUAGAGGAACUAAGAGGCGGCACUCCACGGUACCAGACGACGCUGAAGCACAUAAACGCAAGUGA